AUGUCGUUUCCUCCACAAAAUCUUCAAAAUUUCCAAGGUUUUGGAAAUUCUAUGAAUCAUCAAAAUUAUGCCCCUCGAGGUCCAUAUCAACCGCUUCCAGCCGAAUAUUGGCAAAACAUGAGUCAUUCGUAUUUCACGCCGUCGGUUGUUCAUGGAUAUGGUACCCCGCAUACAACUGGUAUGUCUUUCACUCCUUCGAUGUCAAAUGAACCUGCAACUCCGACUUUUAUCCCGGAGACUCAACUUUUCAACUGUGAAUCCCCAAUUGAGGUGGUCAAUUUAGAAAAAGCGGUUUCAAAUGCUGAGGGUACAAGAAAGCGUUCAAGUUGGACAAAGGUUGAAGACAAGGUCUUAGCGAGAUGUUUUGUCACUAUUAGUGAUGAUCCAAUAAUCAGCAAUGAACAAAAGGCAGAUGCUUUUUGGAGACGUGUUGCAAGCUACUACAAUGAAAAUCUUCCCCUAGGUUCAAACACCAGAAGUGGAAAUGUUAUACGUGACAAAGAUAUAUUGAGGUUUGCGUAUGAAAAAUAUCGAUUCGAAAAUAAUGGCGUUGCAUUCAAUCUUGAACAUGUGUGGAGAAUUGUCAAAGACCGUCCAAUGUUUACUCCACAGUCUACUGAUCAUUUUGUGGCUACAAAGAAGACGAGGACCUCAGAGUCAGGAGCAAGCAACACCUCCUCCAACCAAGAUGUGAGUAUACACUUGGAUGAUGAAGAUACUCAUCCAAUGGGACAAAAGACAGCAAAAAGAAAGGGAAAAGACAAAGUAAAAUCUACCAUGGAGGAUCUGACAGUAAACUACAACAAUAUUAUCACAAAGUUCACUGAGUACACAAGCGUCAAGAAGUCCGAAGUUGAUUUUAAACAAAAACAACUCGAGGUAGAGGAGAUUAAGGCAAAAGCCGCCUUGUUAAAAUCUGAAGCUAAGAAUCGUCUCUUGAAGUUGAAAGAGUAUGAAAUAUUGAACAAAGACAUCUCGCAGAUGACAAAGGAGCAGCUUAUCAUACAUGAAUGCAUAUGCCAGGAUAUUAGGUCGAGAUGGAAUAUCUAA
Molecule: messenger RNA, 1050 nt
Organism: Zingiber officinale
Lineage: Eukaryota; Viridiplantae; Streptophyta; Magnoliopsida; Zingiberales; Zingiberaceae
Exons: 2
Coding region: 1-1050 (349 amino acids)
Source: RefSeq, a predicted model, not a curated record